AUGUCGGACGUCGAGGAGACGCUCAAGCGCAUCCAGUCGCACAAGGGCGUGCAGGGCGUCAUCAUCUGGAAUCCGGAGGGCAUCGCCAUCCGAUCCACCUUUGAGCCGAAGGUCACCACGCAGGCGAGGCUCCUCCCCCCCGCGUUGGCCGCGCUGCACUUCUCGCGCCGCCGCUCGCAUGUGCGGGAUCUGGACCCGACCAACGACCUGACCUUCUUGCGAGUGCGCACCAAGAAGGGCGAGAUCAUGAUUGCGCCCGACAAGGACUUCACGCUGAUGGUGCUGCAAGACCCGGGCACAGAGGGCGCCGUCUGA
Molecule: messenger RNA, 315 nt
Organism: Emiliania huxleyi CCMP1516
Lineage: Eukaryota; Haptophyta; Isochrysidales; Noelaerhabdaceae
Exons: 3
Coding region: 1-315 (104 amino acids)
Biological process (GO): microtubule-based movement
Cellular component (GO): cytoplasm; cytoplasmic dynein complex
Molecular function (GO): dynein intermediate chain binding
Source: RefSeq, a predicted model, not a curated record